GAUUCUGCAAUAAAAUUAUUCAUUCUCUCUUUUUGUUGGUGGUCACCUUUGUCAAGUGAUGUUCCCCUUUAACACAUUUAUUUGCAUUUGUUUAUCUACUGGACAAAAACACUUUAAUGGUCUGCAUUUGUACCUUUAUUAACAAUGAUGUACAUGUAUACUAGUCAGUAGUUAUGUACAAUGUACAUGUAUUUUACCUUGUUUUGAUGUAGAUAAUUUUGAAGAGUGUCCUGACUUUUCUUGAUGACAAUAACACAGAAAACAUUGAACAUGAAUCAUACUGUACAUGCACUGUAUGUACCAAACUUGCACAAUGUAAUGCAGCAUUGGUCUAUUGUGCAGUUUUGAGCUGAGUACAUUUUCAGUGGAUAUUACAGAAGGUCAUUUGGAGCUUUAGCAGGGUCAAUGAUAUUGUUAGCCUUGUACAACCAGUCUUUCGGUCAGAUUCUAUUUCAUAUAGUCAUAUUUCAUAUAUUUCAUAUAUAUUUCAUGCAUGUUUCAUGAACAUUUAUCCUCAAAGUUUGCUGAAUUGUUGUUUACCAGACUUUAUAAAAAACAUUUACAUAUACAGAAUACAAUAGGCAAAAGAUGAAAGACAGACGUGGAAUACUUUUUAUAGACCUAAAGAAGUCCUCUUUGCUGUUAUGAUGUCUGUAGGGCCUAUACUUUUACACGAUCUCCUCUGAGGCAAUCAAACUUAGUUUAUUAUUAUUCCAUUUGGGGGGAAAUUGCAUAAAUUUUUGUUUCACAUACAUGUAAUCUGUUGAAGUCCUAUUCAAGCGCCAGCUUUUACUUUCUCACUUGAAGCAAAGUCCCUUCACUCUCCUAAAUAUUUUUGUAAUAUGAGCAUUGAGCAGCUAUAUUUAAUAAACUAUUUCAUACAGAAGUAUUUGGAUGUUGACAAUUAUAUUAUUAAUUUACAUUUAUUUUCUGCUCUAUGAAGUGUUGAACAGUCUUCAAAAUGUAUUGAAUAUUGCUCUUACAAUGUUUGAUCAUUUUCUUUUCUAUAAAUUGAACUUAAAACUAUAUGAUUUUGAAAAAAAAGAAGUCUUCCUCUUGACAUUAAUGUAGAGAGUUUGACAUAAUGCAUGCAUUAUUAUGGUACUCUGAAAGCCAGUACUUCAUGCAAGGCCUUGUGAUCAGUUCUUGUAUUAUGAAGGUUUUUUUCUUUUUGCACAACAGUUUAUCCUUGUACCCCAUUUGUGAAAGUGAAUUUUAAAUGAACAUAACAGGACUUGCAUUGCCAUUGAAUUAUUUAUAUUUAAUUUUCAUAUCCUGGAAAAUCAGUGUUUUAUUAAACCUGUGUAAUUAUAGAUUUACUUGAAGAGGAUCUUGGAAAUCUGUACAAAUCACAUUAAUGGUGAAUUUGUUACAUUUGCUAACUAAUAGGUAAGGAUUCUCUCUCCAUUUCUCUUCCUACAGUAACCCUCCUAUAUCAGAAGAGGAUCUACCCUCAGGAGAAUGGUUGUGUCACAGAUGCACAGUAGCACCGCAGCCAUUGAACACUGAGGUCACACUCUCUGACACUAUCAAGUCUAUUGAGAAGGCGCAACGCUCUGAGAGAGAGAAGAAGCAGAAGGAGGUUGCUGCUGCUGCCAAGGAGAAGGAGAGAGCUGCCUCCACCUCCCUCCGGCUGAAUGAUCGACUGAACGACAGACUCAUGAGAGAAGGAAGGGCAUGUUUGCGGCUGGCUCAGAUCCAGGCCUACAAGGAGGCACAGAUAGAGGCUGGGAUAAUACCAAAGGAAAUGCCAGAAGAGGGAGAUACCAAUCGGACGGAGGGAACAGAAGAAGAAAAGAUGGAUGUUGACAAGGCAAAGGAUUUAGUGGAGGUGGCUGAAGAAAAGAAAGACAAGGAGGAAGAGGAGGUUUAUGUCAGGUUUGAGAAUCCUCUAAGCUACCUCAUCAAAGCUGUAGCCAUUCAGAAUCCGAAGCAGUUCUCUCUCCCUCCAGAGAUGAUGCAACAUGCACCCCUACCAGGGACAACUAAGAAGAAGAAAAAAGAGGAACUAUCCAAGAACUACAAGAAGCCUCAUGAGCUAGAUAAUAUGAUGAUCCCCCUACCUGCUAAAGUCUGCUUCACAUGUAACAAAACAUGUCGUGUAGCACCCCUUCUCCAAUGUGACUACUGCCCUCUGCUGUUCCAUAGAGACUGCCUGAAUCCCCCUAUUACAUCCUUACCUACUGGCAGGUGGAUGUGCCCCAAUCAUCCAGAAUAUGCAUUGCCAGAAUUCCAGAAUGGCGGUCACACAGAACGAGUGAAGAUCUUCAACCAAUUCCAGGGCAAGGUAGACCAGCAAGCUGUCAAACUCCAGUUCAUCAACAAAAUCCAUAGAUCUGGACCUCCAUGGAAAGAGAAAUGUAAAUGGCGCAAGACAAUCAAGGUACCUGGAGCCAUCAAGAAUCAAUAUGCACUGCCUCCUCCAUUACUCCCCCUCUGCCAUGAGCGCCCCCCUCCUAUGAUAGGCCCAGUGGAUGAAGUCAAGAAACCUGGUCCUCUAACUCAGCAGGAAGAACAAGAAGAGUGGUUGAAAGGUGUAGUGGCUCUGCAGACAAGUAUAGCAAGACAUUUAGCUCAGAAGUCACUACCUAAAGAACCUACCAUUAAACCAAAAAUCAUCACUGCUUCUAUGCUCUCGAAGCCUUCAUCUGCUCCAACCAUAGUCACAGCCACACCGUCCAGUCACAGCACAACACCGGUCAGUGAUACAUCAUCAAGUGUUACAUCAUCCAGCAUUGCAUCCACUAACCAGGAAGCAAAGAGCACAACUACGGUUACAACAACCACCACAAACUCUUGCAGCAUGAAAGACACAAAUGUGGUAGAGUCUUUGAGCAGAGAAUUUCGGACUGCCAAAAGGGAUGUUUAUAAGUAUGAUUUGAUUGACACGCAAGAACCAAAAAUUAGAACGGUUGCAGAUUUAAAGGCUUUGCACAAUGGACCACUCAAACCAAUUAGUGCAGUUACCUCAUUUAUGUCAAAUGGGCCAUCAAGUUUGUACAAGAGCAAAACGGAACUUGUCUUAGAAGCAGCUGAACACUUGAACAACCAUGUCAUGGUCAAGACGAAAAACAAUGGAACAUCUCUCUCCUCAGAGGAAAAGACGUUACAUGAUUCUCCAUCCACUAGCAUUAUGAAUGGUAGUAUAACAAACAAUGAUAGCUCGGAGUCAAAGGUCGUGACCUCCAUGCAGAGAGUGACCCCUGCAGGGGUCAAGUCACCACCUGCAGUGGCCUGCUCAUCAGCCAAGACCAAUGCCACAUCAACAGUCAUGCUCAGUAGUGGAAGCGUGGUGGUACCAUCGUCUGCUAAGGUUGUGUCAACAACGCAAGCAGGAAACCUCAAGUUUACCACCAUCACCAUGCCAACCAAGAUGGCUGUUGGUGUAGGUCAAGGGUCACCAGGAUUAACGGGAAGAGUAGUGACAAUACCAGCUUCCUCUGGUAAGUUGAGUCCUUCACCUUUGAACUCUGGUAAGAUCACACCUGCAACCUUGGGUUCAUCACCAGCUAUUAUCAAUCUCAAUAGCUCUCUACAAUCAUGUAUAGAUGGCAAUGGAGAAGUGGAGUUGAGUAAGUUAGAUGAGAGGCUGGUCCAGAUUCUUGCCUGGCAGAGAUUACAGCAAUUAUUACCUCAAAAGACUCAAACCUUGCAGACUACGAUAGUCAACAAGAAAACUACAACGAACACUGUAUCAUCAUCAUCAUCAUCCUCGGCAUCCACUACUGCUGCUGCCAUCAAUCAGGGUACCUCAUCAAUACACACGUUUAGUACAGGUGGUACCACCACAGUAAGCAGUGUACCAUUGCACACAUCCACAUUACCAUCACCUGGUACUUUCCAUGGUGUUUCCUCUACAGGGCUGUCCCAUACGGUGCGAGCUAGGGCCAUGGUGUGUCCGAUGAACAGUAAAGGUCCUGGUACACCGGUUCCAAUGUGCUACAGGUCUCUGCAUAUAGGAUCAGGGCGUGACAAUGAUGUUUGUUUAAGGAACUAUGGGCAUUGUAAUUUUGUAUCUUCCAAGCAUGCAUGUAUAUUCUAUGAUGAGACUACAAGGUUAUAUGAGCUAAUCAACUACAGUGAGUAUGGCACCAAUGUAGACAAUGUCAUCUACUCCUGCGACUCAUCAGAUAAAUGGUCAUCUCAUUUACCAAGGGCGUCUCCUAUGGUCAGAAAUGUUCGGAAGAUCAUUGACAAGAGGAAAGUUCGAUUCAGUGAGAGACUCAUGAAAGAUGGCAAGAGUCGACAUAAUGUCAAGCAAGAGAAAGAACCUGAGUUACCCCAGCGUAUGAGUUCCAUGCCCAAUGGCCAUUACUCUCUGUGUGCUUGCCGUGGUGGGAGCUCAGUGCUGCAAGGUGACAACAAGGCAGGAUGGGAAGGCUCUGCCCUGUUGCAUCAUGGGAGCUUUAUCAAAAUUGGUUGUCUCAGCUUUGUAUUCAGUAUUACCGAGAAUGUCACAAGAACAAUUCAAACACCAAAGGCUUCAUCUACGAGUUUAUGUCAAGAUAACAAGAAAUCAGUGGUAGUUAAUUCUUCAUCAACGUCAAUACCUGCGCGAAAAACAUUUCCUCAGACUCUUGUGAGAUCACAAUCAGCAACAUCAUUACCAUAAUCAGCAAUCAUUCAGAAUAUUGUUCUUCAAUUACCAGCAGUAGAUGGGUUUGUUAUGUUUUGUUUUAGUUUUGUACUUUUCAUCCUUUUCUCUUAGGAUACCCACAUCCCACUGAGAAGUAAGCCAAACAGUAUGUAGUACAUGCAUACUUUAUAGCAUCACCGUAUUAAGAUACUAAAAUUAAGCCUUUUCACCUUGUCAUUGCCUGUGAAUUCAAGUGUCAUAGAAUUCACACAUUUUUUUUUUUGAUAGGAAGAUUAAUGGAAUGAGAGUCAGACGUGAGAAUGUUACGGGUGGGCAGUUGAAAUGGAUAUUGAUUCAUCUUUCCUGAGGUUCUAAAAUCACUCUAUAUUGCCUCUUAUUGCAAUGCUUUUCUGAGUAUUUUUUUGUUAAUGUGCCUUUUACCAAAAUCUGGAUUUCAGUUAAACAAUUCUUUUGUCAGGGAAAUGUUAAGACCAUGUCACUGGGGGUUUUGCACAGGUUUAUUCCAUAGUGGACCCUUUAUCCCUUAUAUGAAAGGGCACUGACAUUGUAUGCAGCCUCUCUAAAGGAAUAUAAAUCAUGUGCUUUGUUAGCUAUUUCCCCCCUAGGGUUUCAUGCAUAAAUUACUGGUAAUUUUUUUAAAUGAAAUUUUCAGAAUUGACUACAAAAGCUUGCAGAUUACAUAAUGCUUGAUGUGCAAGCUGAAAUCUCUUGGGAGGGGCAGAUUUUAUCUCACCAUUGGCUGUGAGAGCGGUCCAAACAACCCCACUCUAUUAGGGUGAAAUUUAGUAUGUUGAAUAUUACUAUGUAUGCAUACCGUUUCUAUACCUAUGAUUACCUUUUACACACGUCUAUGCUUAUAGACCGGUAUUCUUUCUCCCAGUCUUCCCAUUCACACAUUACAACAAAAAAUUCCUUGCAUUCUAUGUUAUGUCUUUACACGUGUCUCCUUGUAUGUUCGGUUCCAUUUUUAAUUUCUCAGCAAAGAGUGAGAAAAAGGCUAGGCAGCUGAUAAGCAUUGACAAUCCAGUACCCCCUCCUCUUCUCCCUCCUCUCUAUCCUAGAUCAUAUAUCCUUUUUUUGGACACAUUCCAGACAGUGUACUUCCUGCGUGCAUGUUGUUGAAGGUGAUAGGAGGAGGGUAUAUAGAGGUUAGAGGAACACGGUGUAGGUGUGAUAAGGCCAAUUCUUACCCUGGUUUCAUGUUUGUAGUGCGUACAUGACACUUACAUGUCUUUGAAGCAAUGUCUCCAUGAUGUGGAAGAAUUGUAAAAUGGAUAGUCAAGUUGGAAGGAAUGAUGAAUGCAGCUGCUAUGAGCUCUUCAGAUGCCCUUACAUUCAAAAUAUGACAAAUUAAGAUUGGGGCAGGAUGUUUCACAAAGAUUCAGCUCUGACUUAAAGUUAUUUGUGAUCACACUCAUGAUAUUUGACUUGUAUCUCAUCAAUUAAUUUACGGUAGCAUGCAUCCCAUGUCCGUGAUCUUACCAAUGCAGUGAUGCAUUAUAUAACAAAUGCAGCUAGGAAUUAAUUGCUCAUUUUAGUCAGAAUCAGAUCGCUCUGAUUCUCCCUAAAAUGUUUGGGCAGAAUAUUUUACUUGGUUCUUUAUUGCAUGUGCACCAAGGUUGCAGCCAGUUUUGCCCAGUUUCUUUGCUCUUGUUACUAGUUAUCCACUGUAUGAACUCAACUGAAACCAUACAUUCUUCAGAUUGCAUACUGCUAGUCAUUGUCUGUGUCUUGCCAGUAAAGAUCAUGGACGGACAGUUAGGUAGUUUUUGAAAUAGCAUUAUCUGCACCCGGAUGUUGGUGCCUUUCAAGAUUAUGGAUUGGAAUGCAUUAUAUUCACUGUCAGAUUUUGUCUUUGGAGGUAUCUUGGGAAAAGAAAUACAUAAUACCUGUUUAUAAUGGACAUCUCAACAAACUUAUUAACAUUUUUUAGCUCAUCAGGCCUGAAGGGUCAGAUGGGUUAUUUUUACUUUAUUAUUAUUUCAAUAUUAAACAUUUAAAAGUAUUUGGAAUGAUGAUAAUGAAACUGAAUAAAACUAUUUAUUCUGAUGGAUGAUUCACUUGAUCCAUCAUAGCUUUCACAGAUUAAGAAUAUAAUCAUGAUUGACAGAAUGAAUUAUCAAUGCCUUUAUUAGAUAUAUGCAUUCAAUUAUGCAAUCAUUUUUAAUUAUGUGACAUAGGUACAUAAUCAGAAUUCCAUUAUCAAUGCAAUCUGGACAUGGAUGUUUGCUAUUACUUUUUUCUGGGUAUGAAAUGAACUAAUUAAAAAAUUAUGCUUUAAUUACUAUGAUCAUUGAAUAUCCAGAGGGGUAAUUCUAGUCAUAAUUUUGUUUGACUUUAUUUUGUCUUCACAUUUAUACUUAGUAGGGCUGAGUCAUGUCGGAACCGUUUCUUUCACUAUUACAAUGGCAUCUUACCUGUCAGAAUCUGUAAUCCCAAUAGUUCCAACAAUAGAAAUUCUGUAUCAAUACUAUAUUGAUGUCUGUGGCAUUUCUCAAAAAGUAGGUUGUCAUAUCAUUCAUUAUUGGCCACUGCAAGGAGAUUUCUUAUGCCUUCUUCAGGGAAAAAAGCAUGAAUAGGGUAUAAAUCAAAGAUAACAUGAAACCCAGACAAGAAAAUGACAAAAUAGAACAUACCAAUUUGGCUUCCAUAGUUAUAUUCCAUUCAUUAAAGGUUUGACUUAUUAACUCCAAUUUUGGGAGAAAGCUAAAACACCAAACCUAAAGAGUGUUUAUGCCUUGGUAGAAUUCAUUACCUCAAAUUGUGCUGCUGUCACUUUUUUUUUUACAUCGAAAUUAAUGUUUUUGGAACACCGAAAUAAAAAUAAUUUUACAGAAAUCCGAUUGCACUGAAUGGAUUUAGAUGUUUUAGCAUCUCAGGCCUGAUACUUAGCAGUUUGGCAUUAAGAUGGAGAACAUUUUUUUGUAAAAUUAUGUUCCUUUGUAUUUGUUUGUUGGCUGUUUGGCUAAUAGGCUUCUCAAUAGUAAACAGUUGUGAAAAAAUACAGAAUAAGUGUAACGUUGCACAAACUUAGAUUUAAAAAAAAGCCAUAAAACAGGUCAUUGAUCAUUGCGAUCGAUAUUUAUUGUUGAAAAGAUACGGUCCAGCGUGUGAACAAAGCUUGUAUUAUUGGUUAAAGAAACUACAAAAUCAUCAGGGUAUGUUCACUCUUGAUAAGAUUUUAGAUGGUUAUGCUCUGCCCUAAUAGAUUUUCAUUUUUUUUUAAUGUUUGAAUCUCUUUCUCUGUUCAUUUCGUUGCAUUUUAACAUUUAUUUUUCUAUGUUAUUUAAAUAAAUCUUUAAUGGGAAUUCCCAAAUUCCAGUUAAUCAAAGAAUAAUCAGAGUUCUUUGUAUGGGAUGAAUGUAUUUUAUAGGUAUUGAAAGGAGCACAUUUAGAUAAAAUGCUCUUGUAUGAUCACAUACCGGUACAUCAUAUUAAAACCCCAUCAAAUUAGACUAAGAUUUCUUAUUCAACAAGUAUCAUCUGAAUCAAUAUUUCCGUUUUAGAAAGCCUUUCAGGCAACUCCUUGCCAAUAUUUGAGUUGUAUCUUAUUUCAUAUAAACCCUAAACUGACUGGUAAUUUAGAGUUAUCUAUUCAGUUUUUGUAAUUGAAUUAUGAAUAUCAAGGAUUUUUGCUCUCUCUGUAAUAAUGUAGCAAAUUGAUCAAGGGAUGUUCUUUCUUUCUUUCUUCCUUUUUUUCUUUCCCCCCUUUUUAUUUUAAUACAUAUCACUACUUUAUUCCUUUGUCCCCCUUUUCUAUUUCCUUUCUUUCUGUCUUUUUAUCUUUCAUUCGUCUCAUAUUUUUCAGUUUCUUCAUGAAAUCAUCAUGUCUGUAAUACCCGUUCAUGAUCAUAAAUGAUUACGGUAUAUAUUUUUAACAUGCUUUGAGAGUAGAUAGGAAAUAAAUUUGCUUUAUAUCAAAAUUUCAAAAGCAAAAUAAGUUCUUGGAAUAGUAGGCAUUAAAGGACAGCGCCGUGCAAGUUGUGUUGUAAAUUGCCUUCUGUUAUAAAGUAUAAUAUGGGAGAGUUGAUUAUUAUAUCUUCCCUUUAUACUAAGUCAGUGAAGGGAUAAUGAGUUGUAAAUGUGUAUAUAUACAUCAAUUAUGUAUAGAUAAUGUAGUGAAGAUUUUUCACAUUGAAAAAAAUUGAUAUGAAUCUUGUUCAGUAUAUCUUGUAAUACUGAUUUAUUGUACAGAUAAUGUUAGAAAAUUAAAUUGUACAUUCUUUAAAAAAAUGACAAACAAAGACAUGCAGAUUGUAAAUGGUUUGAAGAACAAAAUUACAAUGAAAAAAAACAUGCAUUAUUAUCCAAAGA
This is a messenger RNA of Lytechinus pictus (painted urchin), 8911 nucleotides long. Its product is annotated as PHD finger protein 12-like. The record is from RefSeq and is a predicted model, not a curated record. Gene Ontology annotation, cellular component: Sin3-type complex; nucleus. Gene Ontology annotation, molecular function: protein binding; transcription corepressor activity. Gene Ontology annotation, biological process: negative regulation of transcription by RNA polymerase II. The transcript has 14 exons. The coding region runs from base 1661 to 4612 and encodes 983 amino acids. NCBI's taxonomy places the organism in Eukaryota, Metazoa, Echinodermata, Echinoidea, Temnopleuroida, Toxopneustidae.